Molecule: messenger RNA, 2101 nt
Organism: Sycon ciliatum
Lineage: Eukaryota; Metazoa; Porifera; Calcarea; Leucosolenida; Sycettidae
Exons: 8
Coding region: 181-1656 (491 amino acids)
Molecular function (GO): oxidoreductase activity
Source: RefSeq, a predicted model, not a curated record
UCUUCUGGCUGCCUGGGCCGGCAUGGGGUUAGCUUUCUUUGCAGGAACACUUCGAAACUAAGUAAGUAAUUAGUUAGUUACUUGUACGUGUAGUAACACUAACAGCUGUUCCGAAAGUCGACAAUAUCGCUGGGCUUGCUUGCCCUCUACAGUGCUCAGCGUGUUUAUCCUCGCUUUUAGAUGGGAAUGUUGCUGAAGACAGCUGUAGUACUGCUGCCCUGGCUGGCUAUCAUGUGCCUAAGUUCCUGCACGGCCAAACCACUGUCAGAGAAGUACAACGAAGUCGAAGAUAUCCUUUCUGGACUGAGCGAAGAGCACGUAAAGAUCCUGAAGGACCUGACUGUCGAUUACGAAGAACGGUACGGUCACCGGCAACCCAGACAUGGUGGGGAAUGUAACAUCACUGAGACCUUCAUAACUGAGAAUUGCGGACUGGAUUGCAGAUGUGUUGAAGGAAGAAUGAAGUGCUGUCGCGUACGCAAGAGUUUCGAUUCCAUGGCUAAGGCCGACAUUGAGCGCUAUAGCAAUGCCUUCCUGAAAGCGUGGCACGACCCUCUCUACAAGGAAGCCUUUAGAACAUUGACAUGGCUUCAUCCUGUCAUGGGUUGCAAUAUGGUUAUACGUCCUGUGCGUGCGGACUUGCACCAUGCACUCAUGGCAUUCCAUCGAAUGACGUUGCUGGCGUUUGAGAAUCUCCUCCGCCUUGUUGACUGCAAAGUCACGAUACCAUACUGGGAUAUUGGACGCGAUGAAGGCAUUCCAUUCCUACAGCAGCGAAUGUUCACUAUUGGAACCUUUGGCGGAAACGGCGUACCACCUUCGAAAUGUGUUCAGGGACCACCGUAUGGCGAGGGUUUUUAUCAGCCACCUAAGUUCCUCUACAAAGGACGGUCGCUCCCUUACCCAAAUUGUCUCGAAAGACAAGUCGGAUUCUACCCCAUAAGCCCAUGGCAUACUACUGCUCCAUACCCUUGGCAGCUUAUUGAGGUCAUGAUAUCCGCUAUUAAUGCCAAUACAUCCGUACUAGCUGAAGACGGUAUCAUCGAAGUUCUCGAUGGUGCCAUCCAUGUUUCGAUGGGUGGAUCUUUUGCAAACGUCUUUGCUCAAGUCGACCCAAUCUUCUAUUUGAUUCAUGCAUACAAUGACAAGCUCAUGGCUGCCUUUCAAGCAAAAGGCAUGAGAUACAAGACAGGAGAUGGGCUAUGGAAUACCACAGAACGCCUAUCAGUAUUCAAUUGGCUGAGGAUGAAUGACUUCCUGGACAUCAUGGACUUGCCAGGUGGUGUAUGUACUCGAUACGGCGCAUCACGACCCAGGGAAGAGGCCAUCAGGAUGAAGAACUACCUGGCUCUGGAGCUGCCAAGGGAUGACCAUCUGUAUGUACCGUACGAAGUCCUACGGGAAAUGGAUGUGAACUCAGUCUUCGGAAAAUAUGCUCCCUAUCUUUCCAAGUUUUUGAAGAGAAGUUACAAAUCAUUUCGCUGGACGGAGAAAGGUUUUCAUCUGGACAAAGACUGGAGGAAGGAUUUCCACACUGUUAAUUUCUUUUCCUUGAAAGAAGAUGAUGCUGUAGAGAAGUGCAACCUGUACGCUAGAGAAGCAGCCGAUUUCAGGAACUACACUGGCUCUGCUGCUAGCAAAAUGCUGAUUGGCUAAACAGGGAAGAAUUAUAAUAUGACAAGCCUCGACAACUCAACACCUCUUUCAAGAGUCUACAUUGUUAAAUGAGUGGAUGCCGGCCCUUUAGGUCAUUUUGCUAUCCACACUUUGUCAGUGGAAUAUUGCAACUUUUACUAUUGAAUUAUUCAAUAAGCCAAUGUUCCAUUUGUUUCCACUCGACCCCCCCCCCCCCCCCGUCUUGUCGAUAUUUGCAUUUCAGUUGCUGUUGUGCAGAGUCACUGAGUCACUGAGUGUUAUUUAGAGUAGGCUGUUCUUCUCCUGCUAUUUGCCUAGCGAAGAUUUCUGCCAGAAUUAUUAGCAUCUCUGCACAACAAUUCUUCAAUAUUUUGGGUUUUUGAUUGCCUUACUUCUUCCCCUUUUGGCAUUUCUAUGUUUAGGAGAUAUAGGAUUGGUGGAAUUGUGACAAACGCAAUGUUCUUUC